Molecule: messenger RNA, 1756 nt
Organism: Melanotaenia boesemani (Boeseman's rainbowfish)
Lineage: Eukaryota; Metazoa; Chordata; Actinopteri; Atheriniformes; Melanotaeniidae
Product: zinc transporter ZIP9
Exons: 7
Coding region: 200-1117 (305 amino acids)
Biological process (GO): transmembrane transport; zinc ion transport
Cellular component (GO): membrane
Molecular function (GO): metal ion transmembrane transporter activity
Source: RefSeq, a predicted model, not a curated record
AAGUACAGCUGCGGUGCGAAGGAGGAGGGACACGGAGGUGCGACGUGGAAAGGCAGACUGCCGCUCAUGUCUGCCUUGUAAACAAAUUAAAUCUGGCGGCAGGAUGAGAACAGACUGUCGGCUCUCAGUUGGAUUUAAUAUUAAAAUGAGGUAUAUCUGCAAACAGAGUCACCACUUGAGUUAGGAAGAAGUCGUCGCCAUGGACGGGGGGUUGACCAUUACUUUAAUAUCCGUGGCGAUGUUUGUAGGCUCCUUUUUACUUGGAUUCAUCCCGCUAUUGUUCACACUUCCUCAGAAAAGCUUGCAGCUUGUCUCCAGUCUGGGGGCAGGUUUGCUUUGUGGGACAGCACUUGCCAUCACCAUCCCUGAAGGUGUGGGGUUAUUGGAGGAUUCAUGGAGAGCAUCAUCCUCCUCCUCUGAUGUGCCUUCCUGUCUGAAUGCCAGUGACAAAAAUGCAGCCUCCACAGAUGGAAGUCCUCCACCUCGGUUCUACAUCGGGGUGGCUUUAACUUUUGGGUUUACCUUCAUGUUUGCUGUUGAUCAGAUCGCUAGUUACUUUUCCACACGUGAUCAAACAACACAAACAAAUACCGUCCACAUCACAGCCACACUGGGGCUGGUCAUUCAUGCUGCAGCUGAUGGAUUUGCUCUGGGGGCUGCUGUGGCGACAGGCCAAGUGACAGUACAGGUCAUAGUAUUUUUUGCUGUCAUUUUGCACAAGGCUCCUGCAGCUUUCGGCUUGGUCUCCUUUCUAAUGCACGCGCGCCUGGAAAAGAAGUACAUUCAGGGACAUUUGCUGGCCUUUUCAGCUGCUGCACCUAUAAUUGCCAUCAGUUCUUACUUCAUAUUACAUGCCUCUGGAGGUUCCUCUCAGAACCAGCUCAGUACAACAGGUGUGGGAAUGCUCUUCUCAGCGGGGACUUUCCUUUACGUGGCCACAGUGCAUGUCCUACCAGAGAUCACUAGCAAGAGGACAGAACAAACUUCUGCUGAUUUCCAGCAGCAGGCUGGAGCAGAAACCCACCAGCAGCAACACCUGGGACUCAUGGAAAGCUUCACUCUUGUCCUUGGUGUGGGGCUUCCAGUAGUAUUGGCCCUUGGACUGCAUGACGACUAAGAAGGGAACACUGGAUUGGUGGAGUUUCAUGCACUGUGAACGCCUGUCUACUACAAUAAUGUACUACGUAAAUAUGGCAUACUUAGAAUACAAAAUGUGCCUUAGAAAGAAGUUUAUCUUGUGCUCUGAUUUCAGUGAAACUCACCCUCGAGUCUGGGUAUUGUAUGUGUAUCCACAGAGAUUUCAAUUUGGCAGAGAGAAUAAGAAAACUAAUAUUCUCAGUUUACUGAGUUUCUAUUACAAGCAAACAAAAGGAGUAACUUUGGUUGUCAAAGUCCUACAGGGACUUGCCAAAUUUAAAUGAAAUUCAAGUCACUGGAUAGAUUAACAGGAAGAACAGCCAAAUAAUUCAACACUGUUGGAAAGAUAAUAUGAAAUCCAGGUCAAAAAGGUUUUACACAUUUUUUUAAGGUGAGACUUUUUACAAUCUGUCUGACAAAACAUUAGUGAAACAACUGCAAGGAUGCAGAGUAUGUCCAAAAAUGUCUGUAACAUGAUAUGUCACAUGGAAACAGCAGAGUCCUUUCUGUAAGAACCAGGAUGUAACUUUUAAUGACUGCUUCUCUUUAAGUUUCUUCUUUAGAGUACACAGAUGAUGAAACAUAGGAUAGAGGAAAUUAAAAAAAUGUUUUGUGUUUA